AUGUUAUUGGAUCAACUUUUUCGGGCGAAGCGAUCGCCUGCGCAUACAGAGGUGCUUCGCUGCCAGCUGGCCUCUGUUGCCGACUACGAACAGCGAUUGGUCGAGACGGUUGAUCGCACUGUCCUGGAUUAUUGCCGCGGUGAAGCAGGAAGCGGACAAACUGUGACAAAUAAUCGGAAUGCUUUUGAUCGAUUGCUUAUCCGACCUCGUUGCUUGCAACGUAUUGGCGGUAGUAGGUCCUUGGCUGUGACAUCCUUUGGAAUAAACUUCCGGAUGCCAAUCGGAAUAGCACCUAUCGCUUUGCAGCGAGUUGCAUGUUCAGAAGGCGAAAAAGCAAUGGCAUCGGCUGCAAGAACCUUUGGUGUUCCAUUCGUCUUAAGCGUUCUUUCGAGUGUAUCGAUCGAGGAGCUAGCAGAAGCCGUUCCACGUGCACCAAAAUGGUUCCAAUUGUACAUCUUUAAAGAUCGGGAGCUAACAGAGUGCCUUGUAAGGCGUGCUGAAAAAGCCAGGUAUCGAGCGCUAGUGGUUUGUGUGGACACACCUGCACCAGGAUUAAACCGCGCUGAGCGAAGAAAUCCUUUGACAUUGCCUGCAAGAGUGACCUGCGCCAAUUUCAUACCGAAAGGAACUAAUACAAAUGGUACCGAUAAGGCCAAUUCAUGCUCUGCUAACGUACUCGAUUAUGUACGCAGUCAGCUCGAUCCAAGCCUCGGAUGGGAAGCCGUACGAUGGCUAAUGAGCAUCACGACGCUGCCUGUGAUUGUCAAGGGUAUUUUAAAUCGGUCGGAUGCCAUAGUUGCUGCCGAAAUCGGUGUGCAUGGUUUGAUCGUAUCCAAUAGUGGAGGCCGCCAACUUGAUUGUGCCCCAGCCGCAAUUGACGUAUUGCCGGAAAUUGUUAGCGCCGUUGGAACUCGCUUAGAGGUCAUGCUAGACAGCGGUGUAAGUCAAGGUACGGACGUGUUCAAGGCUCUAGCGCUUGGUGCGCGUAUGGUGUUCAUCGGUCGUGCAGCUAUAUAUGGCCUAGCUGUCGAUGGUCAACGAGGUGUUGAGGAGGUUUUGGAUAUUUUGAAAACCGAAUUAGAGUCUACGAUGCUUAAUGCUGGGUGUGGUACACUAGCCGAUGUUACACCUCAUCAUGUAUGCCACGAGCUACAAUUAUCACACUAUAAUACAGAUCAUUUACAUAGAUCCUGGCCUAAUGAAAGCUUUUAUAGCAGUCGCCAGCGAACACUUGAACAUCGAAGAAAAACAGACAUUCCAAACGAGGAAAAAACCAACGACACAGAUCGUGAGGAUGAAGAUGAUUUGGGAAACACUAUUGAAAAGUCGCCUGAACGAAUCACUUUUCAGCAACGCUCUGUGGACGUAAAACUGGACGAAAAAGUGUCGUGCGCUGAGGCAGCACAUGUACUAUCUUCACCUCCUCCGUACCGAAACGUUCCUUUGCAGCUUAAUAUUUCCCGGGGAAUAUUCCGUUCAAAUACCAACAAUUUAACUAGACAUGACACCAACUCGGCCGAUCUGAGCACAUGUGCAGUAGAAGGAAAAUCAAAAGUUUUAAAAACGAUUAUAAAUAGAAAAAAUGUACCGCAAAAACGAUUGAAAGCAUAUUCGAUGCAAAAUCUUUGCAAUGCUGGAAUAAAAUAA
Anopheles nili is the source of this 1647-nucleotide messenger RNA. RefSeq lists its product as uncharacterized. The record is from RefSeq and is a predicted model, not a curated record. NCBI's taxonomy places the organism in Eukaryota, Metazoa, Arthropoda, Insecta, Diptera, Culicidae. Gene Ontology annotation, molecular function: oxidoreductase activity; FMN binding. The coding region runs from base 1 to 1647 and encodes 548 amino acids. The transcript has 2 exons.